Messenger RNA from Cynoglossus semilaevis (tongue sole), 5079 nucleotides. RefSeq names its product splicing factor 3b, subunit 3 (gene sf3b3). The transcript has 27 exons. Bases 240 to 3893 code for a protein of 1217 amino acids. Gene Ontology annotation, cellular component: nucleus. Lineage: Eukaryota; Metazoa; Chordata; Actinopteri; Pleuronectiformes; Cynoglossidae. The record is from RefSeq and is a predicted model, not a curated record. Gene Ontology annotation, molecular function: protein binding; nucleic acid binding.
GACGAAGACGACGGUUUUUUGGAUUACAAGGAUUUCUUUUGAAUGGAGAGACCAGAACCCGGAGUUUUGGAAGACUUUGUUCCUUUGGACCGUCGUUCUGCGAGGAACCGCUCACUGGAGCAGGUGGUGAAGAAGAGCUGCUCCACAUCUGACGUCGACUCCUGACCGUACUGACCCGGGUUCAGCGAGCUGUUUGCUGCCCCUCAAGGAUCUUGUAGGGAAUCUACAGGAAGGGAGCCAUGUUUCUCUACAAUAUCACCCUGCAGCGUGCCACUGGCAUCACACAUGCCAUCCAUGGAAACUUCUCAGGAACCAAGAUGCAGGAGAUUGUUGUUUCCAGAGGCAAGAUCCUGGAGUUACUGCGUCCAGAUGCCAACACGGGGAAGGUGCACACUCUGCUCACAGUAGAAGUAUUUGGCAUCGUUAGGUCUCUGAUGGCCUUCAGGCUCACAGGUGGAACCAAAGAUUACAUCGUUGUGGGCAGCGACAGUGGCCGUAUCGUCAUCCUCGAAUAUCAUCCGUCCAAGAACAUGUUUGAGAAGAUCCACCAGGAGACGUUUGGAAAGAGCGGCUGUCGGCGAAUUGUUCCUGGACAGUUCCUGGCUGUCGACCCAAAAGGCCGAGCUGUGAUGAUAGGUGCCAUAGAAAAACAGAAGCUGGUUUAUAUUUUGAACAGAGAUGCAGCUGCCAGACUGACCAUCUCCUCGCCACUAGAAGCCCACAAAGCCAACACACUGGUGUACCAUGUGGUCGGAGUUGACGUGGGCUUUGAAAACCCCAUGUUCGCCUGUUUGGAAAUGGACUACGAGGAAGCUGACAACGAUCCGACCGGAGAAGCUGCUGCAAACACACAGCAGACCCUCACCUUUUAUGAGUUGGACCUGGGUUUGAAUCACGUGGUCCGCAAAUACAGCGAGGCUUUGGAAGAGCACGGGAAUUUCCUCAUCACUGUUCCGGGAGGUUCCGAUGGACCCAGUGGCGUUCUGAUCUGCUCCGAAAACUACAUCACUUACAAGAACUUUGGAGACCAGCCAGACAUCCGCUGUCCCAUCCCACGACGUAGGAAUGACCUGGAUGACCCAGAGCGUGGCAUGAUAUUUGUCUGCUCCGCCACGCACAAAACAAAGACCAUGUUCUUUUUCCUGGCUCAGACCGAACAAGGUGACAUCUUUAAAGUCACACUGGAAACAGAUGAGGAAAUGGUCACAGAAAUCCGUCUGAAAUACUUUGACACUAUCCCCGUGGCCACAGCCAUGUGUGUCCUGAAGACCGGCUUCCUGUUUGUGGCUUCAGAGUUUGGAAACCAUUACCUUUAUCAAAUUGCGCACCUCGGUGACGAUGACGACGAACCAGAGUUCUCGUCUGCGAUGCCACUAGAAGAAGGAGACACUUUCUUCUUCCAGCCCCGUCCCCUUAAAAACCUGGUGCUGGUGGACGAGCAGGAGAACUUGUCCCCCAUCAUGGCCUGUCAGAUCGCUGAUCUGGCCAAUGAAGACACACCUCAGUUGUAUGUGGCCUGUGGACGAGGACCUAGGUCUACGAUGAGGGUCCUUCGUCACGGACUGGAGGUGUCAGAGAUGGCUGUGUCAGAACUGCCUGGUAACCCAAACGCUGUGUGGACAGUGCGCAGACACGUCGAAGACGAGUUUGACGCCUACAUCAUCGUGUCUUUCGUCAACGCCACUCUGGUCUUGUCCAUCGGAGAGACCGUGGAAGAAGUGACGGAUUCUGGCUUCUUGGGAACAACUCCCACUCUCUCCUGCUCCCUGCUGGGUGAAGACGCUUUAGUGCAGGUUUAUCCUGACGGCAUCCGUCACAUCCGUGCAGACAAACGUGUGAAUGAAUGGAAGACCCCGGGUAAGAAGACCAUCGUUCGCUGUGCUGUCAACCAAAGGCAGGUUGUUAUUGCCCUGACUGGAGGAGAGCUGGUCUACUUUGAGAUGGACCCGUCUGGCCAGCUGAACGAGUACACUGAACGUAAAGAGAUGUCUGCAGAUGUGGUGUGCAUGAGUCUGGCCAACGUUCCUCCUGGAGAGCAACGCUCUCGAUUUCUGGCCGUUGGCCUGGUGGACAACACUGUCCGAAUCAUCUCUCUGGAUCCUUCGGACUGCCUGCAGCCUCUCAGUAUGCAGGCUCUACCGGCCCAGCCAGAGAGCUUGUGCAUCGUGGAGAUGGGUGGAGUCGAGAAGCAAGAUGAACUUGGGGAAAAGGGAACCAUCGGGUUCCUCUACCUCAACAUCGGACUGCAGAAUGGUGUCUUGCUCAGGACUGUCCUGGACCCUGUCACGGGUGACUUGUCUGACACAAGGACACGAUACCUGGGGUCGCGACCUGUCAAGCUCUUCAGGGUCAGAAUGCAGGGCCAGGAGGCUGUGCUGGCCAUGUCCAGUCGCUCCUGGCUGAGUUACUCGUACCAGUCUCGCUUCCACCUGACCCCACUCUCAUAUGAGACCCUGGAGUAUGCCUCUGGUUUUGCCUCUGAACAAUGUCCAGAAGGUAUCGUGGCCAUCUCCACCAACACACUGAGAAUCUUGGCUCUGGAGAAAUUGGGGGCCGUCUUCAAUCAGGUGGCAUUUCCUCUGCAGUGCACUCCCAGGAAAUUUGUGAUCCACCAGGAGACGAAUAACCUCAUUUUGAUUGAGUCCGACCACAAUGCUUACACGGAGGCGACCAAAGCUCAGCGAAAGCAGCAGAUGGCCGAGGAAAUGGUGGAGGCAGCCGGUGAAGAUGAACGAGAACUUGCCGCAGAGAUGGCGGCUGCCUUCCUCAAUGAAAAUCUCCCAGAAGCCAUCUUCGGUUCACCUAAGGCCGGGGCCGGACAGUGGGCGUCUAUUGUGCGACUGAUUAAUCCCAUACAGGGUUCAACUCUGGACCAGGUGCAACUGGAGCAGAACGAAGCUGCUUUCAGUGUGGCCGUGUGUCGCUUUACAAACUCGGGGGAUGAUUGGUACGUUCUGGUGGGCGUGGCCAGAGACAUGAUUCUCAACCCCAGGUCGGUGGCCGGCGGCUUCAUCUACACCUACAGACUGACUGGUGGAGGAGAGAAGCUGGAGUUUGUGCACAAGACCCCGGUGGAGGACGUGCCUUUGGCAAUCGCCCCAUUUCAGGGACGGGCCCUGGUAGGAAUUGGAAAACUGCUGAGGAUAUACGACAUGGGAAAAAAGAAGCUGCUCCGCAAGUGUGAAAACAAGCACGUACCCAACCUGGUGACCGGUAUCUAUACCAUCGGUCAACGCGUGAUCGUCUCCGACGUCCAAGAGAGUCUGUUCUGGGUUCGCUAUCGCCGCAACGAGAACCAGCUCAUCAUUUUUGCGGACGACACGUAUCCUCGCUGGGUGACGACGGCCUGUCUGCUGGACUUCGACACCAUGGCUUCGGCUGACAAGUUUGGCAACAUUAGCAUUGUUCGUCUCCCUCCCAACACGAGUGAUGAUGUGGAUGAAGAUCCCACAGGGAACAAAGCACUGUGGGACAGAGGACUCCUGAAUGGAGCUUCCCAGAAGGCGGAGGUGAUAAUGAACUACCACGUCGGUGAGACGGUGUUGUCACUACAGAAAACCACUCUGAUUCCCGGUGGUUCAGAGUCCCUGGUCUACACCACCCUGUCCGGAGGCAUCGGCAUCUUGGUCCCGUUCACAUCACAUGAGGACCACGACUUCUUCCAGCAUCUGGAGAUGCACAUGCGCUCGGAGUUCCCCCCCAUGUGCGGCAGAGACCACCUCAGCUUUAGAUCAUAUUACUUCCCAGUCAAGAAUGUGAUUGACGGAGAUCUGUGCGAGCAGUUCAACAGCAUGGACCCCCACAAGCAGAAGAGUGUGGCGGAGGAGCUGGACCGAACACCGCCGGAGGUCUCCAAGAAGCUGGAGGACAUUCGCACUCGCUACGCCUUUUAAAGAGUUUUGUUGUUUAGUUUGUUGUUGUUUUUUGUUUCUUUUUGUUUCUUUUUUUAUAAGAAGAAAAGAAUCACCAUUGCCCCCAGCCCCCUUUCACGACCACCACUAAUUAUAAUGAGCCGCAGCACAUCCCGGUGAUGAGGACACAUGAGAUCACUCCACUAAAACUGAUUUUUUACAGCUAGCUCGAAUGCAAGCAGCCGUGUCAUAGUCGUAGAGAUUCACUCGGGGAAACUAGAUGCUCCAGGUUCCUCCGCUCCACAUGAAGAUGAAAUGUGAUUUAACAUGUUCUCACGGUCAGUCCACAGGUCACUGUGAGUCUCCAUGUCCCACCUGUAACACCUGGAAGGCAGAGAGAUCAACAGUCAAGUCUGUUUUAUCGACCUUUUCUUCCCCAAGCAGCGUACGUUUCCAUCCCCUGACUCGGGACGAGAAGUAGAAAUCCCCAAAGCGCCGGAUCUGUUUUCAAAUUCAAACGUCACCACCCUGAUUACAGCGCCUUUAGGCUGCGCUUGUUUUCGGCAGAAACCACACUUGAAGCGACACAUAUACACACAUACAGAUGACGACAGAGGAGGAAGGAAAUAUCCAUCCACAGAUUCUUAUUAAAUUUACUCUGGUUUCAGCCAGAGAUCAGAUGUGCUGUGCCUGUGUUCACUUUGAAGCAGAGGCAGCUUUUGACGUGAAACAUAACAUUUUUUUAACAGUCUGGCUUUAACCAUUAUUGAGCACUUGGAUUUAAGAUAUACGUGGGUUGUUUUUUUUUGAUAAUAUCUGCCACUUUUCAUAUUGUGCCACUUCGACUGUAGCUGUGUGACCUACCUGCUACGGUGUGAAAGGAACAAAUGUGCAUUUGUUGGUACCAUCAGCGGUGAAGACUUUUCCAGAGGUCUCAUUAACCCCCUAGAGCAAAUCUGUCAUCAGUCGCGCCCCCUCGUAGACUAUCGCCACAGUAGCAGUGUUUCUUUACUGCGGCAGUAGAUGAGCGGUGAGCUCAGACUAAAUCAGUGGGUGGAAGAAUACCGAAGGUUAGCGCUGGGUGGUGGCGGUGUUCUUCUCCAGCCUGAAAAUUCCCAACCUCAGCCACAGACAUAGCAUUCCACAGUAGUCACUGGAUUUAAGGGUUUGUGGGCUGGGGGGCAGUGGUCUGUUUUGUAAAUAAAGAUGUUUUUUUUUUUGUACUUUA